UACAGUGUGUCACCCCAGUAGUAAGGAGAUUACAUGGGGAGGAGGUUUGUUACAGUGUGUCACCCCAGUAGUAAGGAGAUUACAUGAGGAGGAGGUUUGUUACAUUGUGUCGCUGGUUCUGUGAUUCAGGCUCCUCCUCUUCCCCUCCAGCUGACCCAGUUGUCUCCUCUUCUCCUGAAUGACCCCCAAGGAUGGACAAGGACAGGAAUGAGAUGACUAAGAGAAUAUUACACUUCACCUUGGAGAUCCUCCACCUGCUGACCGGAGAGGAUUACACCAUAGUGAAGAAGACAUGGGACAAGGAGCCUCCACUUCUGUCACUGAUACAUGAGCAGAAAAUCCUAGAACUGACCAACAGGAUCACUGAGCUGCUGAUUAGAGAGGUUCCUAUAAGGUGUCAGGAUGUGGCGGUCUAUUUCUCCAUGGAGGAGUGGGAGUAUGUAGAAGGACACAAGGAUCUGUACCAGGACAUAGUCAUGAUGGAGGAUCACCGGCCCCUCACAUCACAAGAUGGAGUCAUUGAUAGAAAUCCACCCGAGAGGUGUCCCCGCCCUCUGUAUUCCCAGGACUGUCCAGAGGGAAAUGUCCCAGAGAACCAUCAGGGUAAAAAUGUGAUGGAAAUUGAGGUUAAAAUUGAAGCAGAAGAGGAGACGGAUUUCUGGGCCAAUCAGCAGUAUGGAGUCAUUGAUAGAAAUCCACCCGAGAGGUGUCCCUGUCCUCUGUAUUCCCAGGACUGUCCAGAGGGAAAUGUCCCAGAGAACCAUCAGGGUGAAAAUGUGAUGGAAAUUGAGGUUAAAAUUAAAGCAGAAGAUGAGACUGAUUUCGGGGCCCAUCAGCAGUAUGGAGUCAUUGAUAGAAAUCCACCCGAGAGGUGUCCCCGCCCUCUGUAUUCCCAGGACUGUCCAGAGGGAAAUGUCCCAGAGAACCAUCAGGGGGGAGAUCUGACUAAUUAUAAAGUGGAGGAUGAAGAAGAGAGGAUGAGGGGCCAUCACCCGUGUAUGAGGGAAGCGAAGGAGGAAAUUCCAGGAGGUGUUACCCCAGAAAAUCCCAGUAAGAAUUCUGAGGGAAACUUCAUGUUAUCCCUGAAUGAUAAAGGAGAAGAUGAAGAUAUGAUGGAGCGCUCCUCAGGAGAAGACCUCCUUACCCCUAAUGUCCAUCCAGAUCUAUCCUAUAAUAAUCCACCUGAUCAUGGGGAACCUUCUCCUGACCAACCACACAUUGUUACCACAAGGACAGAUCAGGAAGGGGGGGAAAAGUUUCAAUGUGAUGAAUGUGGAAAACAGUUUACAGCAAGCUCGAGUCUUCUUAUACACAGAAGAACUCACUCAGGAAAAAAGUUACUGCCAUGCCCAGAAUGUGGGAAAUGUUUUGCCAAGCUAUCACAUCUUGUUAUACAUGAAAGAAGUCACACAGGAGAGAAGCCGUAUUCAUGUUCAGAAUGUGGGAAAUGUUUUUCAAAGAAAUCAAGUCUUGUUAGACACGAGAAAAUUCACACAGACGAGAGGCCGUAUCCAUGUUCACACUGCGGGAAAUGCUAUAUAAGUAAAUCGUAUCUUUUAAGGCACGAGCUGAGUCACAUGAGAGUGAAGCCGAAUACAUGUUCAGGAUGUGGGAAAUGGUUUAUGCAGAAAUCAAAUUUUGAUAGACAUAAGUGUGCUCACAUGGGAGAGAAACCAUUUUCAUGUUCAGAAUGUGGGAAAUGUUUUACAGAUAAAUUAAACCUCGACAUACAUGAGAGAAGUCACAGCGGAGAAGACAUUGUGAUCUAUGUGUGAAUUUUUUGUCCCCAUGGACGUUCCCAUGAUUGACCCCACUGCAGGAGAAUCCAAAAGGGACAAAGUAGAGAAGUGAGGAUACCCUGUGUAAUUUUUUUUAAAGGGGUAGGGGAUUAGAUGUCUAGGGGUGGAGUACUCCUACCCCUUCUUCCCUUGUCAGCAAAAGAGCCAUAACUUUUUUUUAUUUACAUACCGAGCCACGCGAAGGCUUGUUUUUUGUGGGACCAAUUGUACUUUUUUAAAGACGCCUUUCAUUUUACCAUAAAAUGUACAACGGAACAGGAAACAAAAAUUGUGUGCUAAAAAAAAUAAUAAUUUAUGAAUUAUGCAACAUUUAUGGCAUUUUAGUUUUCAUGCCCGUCCUUGUGUGGUAAAACAUAUGUUUAUUCUGCUGGUCAGCACAAUUACAGCCAUACCCAAUCUAUUUAAACUUUUAUUUUUUUAUUAUUUUCUAUUGUGAAAAAAAAAAAAGAAAAAAAAAAAAAAUCUUCGCCUUAUUCUGACCCCUAUGACAUUAUGACUUUUCACUGUGCUUCUUUUUGCACAGAUUUUAUCGUUAUUUCGCUUUUUUCUGCAUUUUCUUUUCUAGGUCUAGGAUAUGAUGUCUAUAACCAAAUCUCCCAAAAGGGGGAUACCCAGGGUUAAUAUAUAGUAUUUUCAAAUUCCCAUCAGGGCUCUCGCCCCUCUGGGACUAAAUCCCCCAAACAGGGGAAACCCAAUAGAUAUACGGUAUGUAACUUUUCUUUAUUAUUUGCUCUUGAAAUGACUAAAGUGUGACAAAAAUCUAAAUAUAUAAUGUGUUUUAAAAGCACAGCUUCUGGAUCAUUUAUUUGCGGGGUGAACCCUCCUAUCCAUUCUUUGUUGGUAGGUCUUAUAGUUCCCUACAGUAGAUACUAAUAGUUCUCAGUGAUUUCCUCCAUGGAAUUUUUCUUAUUCCAACAUUAUUAUGUUGAUCCAGAUAAUGCUGCUAAUUAAAAUGCACAACACUAACACCCCCCCCUGACGUUUCGCCGGCCGUAACCAGCUUUAUCAAGCGCUGAGGUGUGUAUGGUUAUAAAUCAUCACUCGUGGCUUAAGUAGCCUCCGUUUGUAGGCGCGUAUUUACCUGUGGACCACCAAAUACCAAUCCUAUUCCUCCACGUCAAUUCUGCAACUCCCUCUACUUCUUGAAAAGUCUCUAAUUGGUUAAUUCACCUUCAGGAUGGCCAAUAAUAUGCUUACCGUCUAUUAUCCUAUCAUUCCUCUGGAUUCAGAAGUCCCGUUAACCCGAACUUCCUGUGGUGUGAUCUCUCACGUGACCGGCGCCUCAUGAUCUGUGCGCACAUAUCUUCUGCGCUUCUCUAUGAUAUGCGCAGGAUCAGUCUGGGAAUUCUCAAUAGAAGUACUUGCUGCGCAUGCACAUUCCGUUAUUGAUAGUGAACAUUAUACUAUUUCAAUUGGCCUAUAUGUUAUCCUCUGUA
Molecule: messenger RNA, 3235 nt
Organism: Hyla sarda
Lineage: Eukaryota; Metazoa; Chordata; Amphibia; Anura; Hylidae
Product: oocyte zinc finger protein XlCOF8.4-like
Exons: 10
Coding region: 192-1775 (527 amino acids)
Biological process (GO): negative regulation of transcription by RNA polymerase II
Molecular function (GO): DNA-binding transcription repressor activity, RNA polymerase II-specific
Source: RefSeq, a predicted model, not a curated record